Molecule: messenger RNA, 4189 nt
Organism: Populus euphratica (Euphrates poplar)
Lineage: Eukaryota; Viridiplantae; Streptophyta; Magnoliopsida; Malpighiales; Salicaceae
Product: RNA-binding (RRM/RBD/RNP motifs) family protein
Exons: 10
Coding region: 724-3483 (919 amino acids)
Molecular function (GO): RNA binding
Source: RefSeq, a predicted model, not a curated record
UGAGAAAUCAACAAGGAGGGGAAGGGGAUCCUAAUAGGUCGUCGCCUCGUUCUUCUAUUUCUCAUUUUUUGGGCUCCUAAUCUUAAACUGCAAAUAUAUGGUGUUUGUUCGUGGCCAUCUUCUACCUUAGGUCUCUUCUAUCUCCUCCGCACAACUCUCAUCUCCUCCUACUUGUAGGCUGUAACUAAGCAUAAUUAACUAUUUCCUCCGCCUCCGCCUCCAAUUCGCCAUCCUCCGACUUCUCCACUCUGCUAACUGCCAUUUAGAUUUAUUGGAAGUCUCUUCAUUCUUCGUUAAACCUGUAUGUAUCUGGAAGAUUUUGAUAUAAUGCCCAACAGUAGUUAAUGUGUUAGGCUUCAUGGCAUUUUGGAGUGUCCCACUGAACAAUAGUUUGAUAAAUGGAUGCGUAAUGUUAGGUGCCUACCUCAGAGUUGUUACUUGGUAUUGAACCUGUAAUCUCCCUCCCUGUUAUUGUUUUUUCCCAAUCUGUUGUCACAAGGGUUUCAAUUGUUAAAACACAUGGAUUAGCGACAAAUACUUGCUUUAUGUUGGUGCAUAUCUUUCCUCUGGGCUCAGGAUAGUUAUAGAGCGACUGUUUUACUAACAGCCAGAGUUUCACUGGCUUUUCUGCAUGCUCCACAAUUUUCACACUUCAAGGCUCGCUUUUUUCCAUGCUCUCCUAGGGCCGCAGAAGUCACUGUUUUUAGUUAGUUCGUAUCAGGCAUGAUGAGCAGAUCCAGUCGGCAUAAAGACAAGUAUGAAAGAAGUAGUGAGAUGUCUCAAGAUCACCAGUAUGAAGGAACUGCUGCACGGACAAGACCGUUCAGCUUUGAUGAGAUUAUGUCCAUUAGGAAAAACAAGAAAGCAUCUGAAAUUUUGGAAGGAGAAUUAAAAGAUAUAUUAGGAGGUGUUAUUAAUGAGAAAGCUUCUGAUCAUAGAUCUGAAAGGGGUAAUGGCCACAAUGAAGAAUCUUCAACUGGUCUCCGACAGCACUUGUCAGAGGAACAUGGCAAGGCGAGUUACAGAGAAAAAGAAGAUAAUGUUUCCAUGAAGGAGGAUUAUAUAGUCAAAGGCAGAGAUAGAGAUGUUCGAGAUUCAGAAACAAAUUCAAAGUCCAAAAUGAACGAAGAUAUGAGAACUGAAAUUAAAGAAAAGACUAACGAAAAAAUUCACGACAGGAGAAAAGUUGAUAAGCGGCCAAGCAAUAUUUCUGAAAGCGAAGCUGUGAAGAAGCAUUCAAGAGACAUGCAGAAAGAUAGACAUGUGGACAAAAGUAGAGGAAAAUCUGAAAGAGACAGAAAGGAAAAAUACAGGAAUGGUAUUGAUGAUAAAAGUAGAGACAGGAAUGCUGCAAAGAAACAUGAUUUAGGAAAAGGGCAUCAUUUAGAAACUUCCGAGAGAAAGGAAAGGAAGGAAUCUUCAAAAUAUCAUCAUGAAGAAUUAAGGCUGAAAAGGAGACGAUCAAGGAGCCGAGAGCACGAGGACAGAAAUAGAAGGUCUAUUUCCCGCUCACCAAGGGCACACAAACAUGGUUCUUAUCACAAAAGAGAACAUGUGGAAUUGUCCUCGCAUUCUGUCAAAGAAAGGUCUGGACGACAACAAUCUGAUGCUGAAAAUAACCAACUUACGAACAGUAGUUCUAGUAGGCAUCAGAGGAGACAUGGUGGCUUUGCAAGCGGGCUUGGUGGCUAUUCACCAAGGAAGAGAAAAACUGAGGCCGCUGUUAAGACUCCUUCCCCAACUAAACGCUCACCAGAGAAGAAAAGUGCUAAAUGGGACCUUGCACCAGAAGAAACAAGCAGUGUCUUUCCUGCUGUGAUUCUCUCUAAUUUUCAAUCACCAAACGAAACUGCAUCUUCAAAUAUACAUGAAGUGGUCAGUGCUGUUCCUGUUGUUUCAGUUCCAAUGAAGCCUCUUUCCGGGGUUUCACUCAGUUCUCUGUCAACCGCUAUGAAAGUCUCCACUGAAUCCAUUCAACUUACACAAGCGACCCAUCCUAUAAGGAGGCUUUAUAUGGAGAACAUUCCAGCUUCGGCCUCUGAGAAAGCUGUGAUGGACUGUCUUAAUAACUUUUUGAUUUCUUCAGGCGUCAAUCAUAUCCAAGGAACCCAACCAUGUAUAAGCUGCAUUAUGCAAAAAGAAAAGGGCCAAGCUCUUGUGGAAUUUCUGACUCCAGAGGAUGCUUCAGCAGCUCUCUCUUUUGAUGGCCGUUCCUUCUCAGGCUCCAUUAUCAAAGUCAGACGGCCCAAAGACUUCAUUGAAGUGGCAACUGGUGAACUAGAAAAAUCAGCAGCUGCAAUUGAUGCAAUUGGUGAUAUUGUUAAGGAUUCACCUCACAAGAUUUUCAUUGGUGGAAUUUCAAAGGUUCUUUCUUCUAAAAUGCUCAUGGAGAUUGCUAGUGCCUUUGGACCUCUGAAGGCAUACCAGUUUGAGAAUAGUAAAGAUUCUGAUGAGCCAUUUGCCUUCCUAGAGUAUGCAGACAAAUCGAUUACUUUCAAGGCUUGUGCGGGUCUCAAUGGUAUGAAGUUAGGAGGCCAAGUAAUAACUGCCAUUCGAGCUGUUCCAAAUGCAUCCUCCUCGGGAAGUGAUGGAAAUCCACAAUUUGGCCAGAUCUCUCAGCAUGCAAAGGCACUUCUUGAGAAGCCUACAGAAGUCUUAAAGCUUAAAAAUGUGUUUGAUUCAGAAAGCCUUUCAUCCCUAUCUAACACGGAAGUUGAAGAAGUAUUGGAUGAUGUGCGUUUAGAGUGUGCCAGGUUUGGCUCUGUUAAAUCCAUUAAUGUUGUCAAGUAUGCUGCAAUUACCAUAUCUACUUCAAAAUCAUGUGAAUUCAAUGAUGAUACGGUAUCUACUGAAGCUACACAAAGCUUAGGUUGUGAUGGUACAAAUCCUAGAACAAGGAACAUCAGCGGAUCUAUUGACCAAAAGUUUAUGGAAGGCAACAGCAUUGGUGAUGAUAAACCAGCAAGUGAUGUCAUGGAGGAAGAGCCAUGCCAACCAGGUCAGGUUGACAGUGAUAUGGCUGUUCAAGACUUAGCAUGCAAGAGUUCAUCCGAUUCUCAAGAACCCCCUCAAGAUGUGUCAGACAGCAAUGUCGACAAGGUCACUGAUGACAUUGAAAUUGAGGGAGUCCAUGUGGAAAACAAAUCAAAAGCUGGAGAAGAUUUGAAUUUGAAGGAGGUGGGAGAUAACAAAUUAAUGGCUGGAGAAGAGUUAAAUCCGGAGGAAGUCAGUGGAGAUGUUGAAAAAGCUUUUGUGAAUGAUAGCCUGGAAAUGAAACCAAAUUCGAUUGAGAAGGGAGAUUGCAAGGAACAGGAUUGUAAUCUUGGACUCAUUUUUGAGCCAGGAUGUGUUUUUGUGGAGUUCAGAAGAACAGAAGCCGCAUGCAUGGCAGCACAUUGUUUACAUGGAAGGUUAUUUGAUGACCGUGCUGUGGUGGUGGAAUAUGUUCCUCUUGAUAUUUACCUUGCCAGAUUCCCAAAAUGAUUGUUUAGUAGAUGCCAUGAACUAAUGGGAAAACCACGUGCAUGCAGACUGACGAGGGGAUUUUCUGUUCAUGCCUGGUAAAACACCCACCCUUUUUGACAUUCGGAUCAGGAUUGAACCUUUGUUUAAUCUCAACCUUUUUCCAUAUGACAUGUCGGAGACCAUGUUUUUUGAACUGCAGGGAAACUUGCAAAAUGCUGAAAUCAUAGUCACUGGUUGGAGUUUGAAAGUUUGAGGAUCUGGGUUGGUCUGAACUAGGUUGAUCUAUUGAAUUGAUCAUUCACGUAAUGGGGCUAGUAGAGCACAUACAUGAAGGAUAAGGCUGAAAGAGUCAUUUGCUAAUGUAAUAUUUUCCUUUUAUUAAAGGAGUUUUCAUCUUCUUGCAUAUGCAACAAGUACGUUGAAGGUCAAGGGUUCAACUCUUAAUUCCAAAGUGGGAUGAUAAUUCAUCAAGUAAAUGCUUGCGAUACAGGAGGGAAGCGUACUGCCAUGGUUCUGGUUCCUGUUUUCCAAGGUACCCUUCCCUCCCAGAAACAAAAAAAGAAAAGAAAAGAAGAGGAAUUUAGGGUUUGUGUAUUAUCAUUUGUGGUUUUCCCUACGAAAAACUUGUUUGUAUUACCAACAUGUUACCAAAACUUUCAAGAGCCACAUUCUUAAAAGUACACUUGUUUUUCUGUAGAAGUACAAAUUUGGCAAUUUCGCAACU